GCUGGUUCCUGCCGAUUCUUCCUGUUUUUAAACUGCAGGCUGCUUCAUUCAGCUUAAGAAUGUGAUGGCUCUGGAUGUGGUAGAUGCUGAUGUUCUGAAACGCAACAUUGUCCAUUUGUUGCUCAAGCAUCCUCAAGGAAUCAAAUAUGGGGAUUUUUCUGGUGCUUUCUACAAGCUUCAUGGUCACCACCCCCAGCUGGCUCUUCAUGGGUAUGGUUCACUCAAGUGCUUGCUGACUGACAUGAAGAACAUGGUGGUUCUAGAAAAUAAUUCUGAAACAACAGUAAUCAAGUUAGCCAAUGGCAUUCCUUUUGAUCCAUGGCUGGAUGAAGGGGAUGAAUGGGACAACUUUGAAGAAGGAUGGGACAGCUCUGAAGAAGAAAUACAAAGCCUAAAGGAUGAUGAUGAUGAAGAUGAUGAUGAAGCAGAUCCUUGUGGUCCUGCUGCUUCCCUGGAUACAGAUUUCUCUGCAUGCAACUUGGUACCACAGAAGAUGGGGAGAAAGGAAGCUGUCCUGACGGCUGCCUUAGUGCCUAUCCUCAGUAUCCUUCAAGACUACCCCAAAGGUCUGAAUCUACCGAUACUGACAGAGGCCUUGAAGAAGCGUGGAUUUGACUUGGAGCAUUUUAGCCAAGAUAUGGGUUAUGGUGACAUAAUACAUUGCCUGCUUGAUGUGCCAGGACUCCAUUUGAUUUUUUUUAAUGACAUGUCGGCCCACAACUGUGUGAUCCAGCUUCUUUCAAGCAGCUCUGGUCUUCCAGCCCUGCCACUCAGCACUGGCUCUUCUUUGCACAAACCCUUGUCUUCCAGCGCUACAGACAGUUUCCCUCAGCAGUUGAUAGAAGCAAAGCCAGCUUCCCGCAGCUCCGCAGCAUCCCAAGCCACCGCAUCUCUUUCUUGUGACUUGGAUUGCUCUGCCAUCAAAUCUAAAACCCUGAACCAAAAUGAACUAGGAAAGAAACCUGAGGGUCUGACAGCCCCAAAAGAAGUUUUGGUAUCACUCAGUAACCUCCUAAAUACCUAUUUGAUGGGACUGCGGGUUAAGAAAUUGCAGGAGCUUCUUCUGAGCAUUACGGGAUUUGACCUGGAGAAGUUCAGCAUUGCCCAAGGCUACAAGGACACACUGGAAUUUUUGGAGCACCAAAUGCCUAAACUGAAGAUCAGAUAUGAUGAAAAUAGACAAAAUUCUGUUGUUAAGCAAGGCAAAAAGAAGAAGCGGAAGAAGAGUCAAAAUUUUCAAGAGAAAAUGACAAAAACCCCAGCAGAAGUCUUGACUUUGCUCCCUAACCUCCUAAGUAGCUAUCCGGAGGGGCUGAGGGUUAAGAAAUUGCAGACCUUUCUUCUGAGUGUUACGGGAUUUGACCUGGAGAAGUUCAGCAUUGCCCAAGGCUACAAGGACACUCUGGAAUUUUUGGGGCACCAAAUGCCUGAGCUGAAGAUCAGAUACGAUGAAAAUAGGCACAACUGUGUUGUUAUGCAAGGCAAAAAGAAGAAGCAGAAGAAGAGUCAAGACUUUCAAAAGAAAAUGACAAAAUGUAAGUUGAUAAUGGGAAAUAUGGACUAUGUACAGCCCAAUGUAACCUAA
Messenger RNA from Heteronotia binoei (common prickly gecko), 1585 nucleotides. RefSeq lists its product as uncharacterized. The transcript is spliced from 9 exons. The coding region runs from base 65 to 1585 and encodes 506 amino acids. The record is from RefSeq and is a predicted model, not a curated record. NCBI's taxonomy places the organism in Eukaryota, Metazoa, Chordata, Lepidosauria, Squamata, Gekkonidae.